Messenger RNA from Dibothriocephalus latus, 246 nucleotides. The record is from the annotation of a GenBank genome assembly. Lineage: Eukaryota; Metazoa; Platyhelminthes; Cestoda; Diphyllobothriidea; Diphyllobothriidae.
AUGCUGUCAUUCCCUGCCUCCCUCCUCCGCUCUCCUUGCCGCCUUCUUCGCCCAGCAGACCUCUCUCCGAGUGUGGAACUGACGCUGGCAGACUUGGAGUUGUUGGCCGAUCUCUUCUACCUCCCCUUUAACCACGGUCCCAGCGCUCUCAAGAUCAUGGAACUGGGUCAUUGGCUCCGAGAGCACGCCUUCUCGGCUCCUCAUCAAUCCUACUCACACCCGGAGGUUUGUCAACAUUUUAUUUAG